UACUACCUAAUUCUUAUUCUAAUCUAAUAAGAUAACUAAAACUUUGUAUUGAUCAAAGUGCUUUAAAACCCUUAACCUAUUAAACUAAGACAAUAUAUGAAUAUAUCAAUAUUAUUAGAAUAAAAAUAAGCAUGUGUAUGUCGUAAGCCUUUCUACCACGCUUUUUAAAUGGCCCGCCUUGGAACAUCCAACAGACACACACAUCCCAUGGCGGCACCGCAUCAGCUGUGUACACUUCUGGAAUAACCAUCAAAAUUAAUAACCCACAGCAUCCGUUCCCAAACGCUCAAACAUUCCCACAAAAAUGAAACUGGCCUCGUUGUUUCUGUGCGUGUUGUGCGUGUACGUCGGUGCGUCGGAAUUAAAAAAGCCGACGAUCGUUUUCUCGAUGAUUGUGAGGAACAAGGCGCACACGUUGCCUUAUUUUCUGUCGACCAUUGAAAGACUGAAUUAUCCCAAAGAGAGGAUUUCCUUGUGGAUUCGCAGUGACCAUAACUCAGAUAGAAGCAUCGAGAUUUUAAAGGUCUGGGUGGAAUCCGUAAGGAAAAGGUACCAUUCCAUCCACACGGAGUUUGAUGAAAAUGAAACGUACUUUCCGGACGAAAGGGGGCCGGCUCAUUGGACCAAAGAACGGUUUACUCACGUCAUCAAUCUGAAGGAAGCCGCGUUAAAUUUUGCCAGAAGAAAAUGGGCCGACUAUUUAUUGAGCAUUGACAGUGAUGUAUUUCUCACCAACGAGGAUACCUUAAACUAUCUAAUAAGCAAGAACUUCACAAUAGCAGCUCCAAUGUUAAAGUCUGACGGUCUGUACUCAAAUUUUUGGUAUGGGAUGACCGAAGACUAUUACUACCUAAGAACUGAUCAAUACAAACCUGUAGUCUAUAGGAAAACUCAAGGCUGUUUUAACGUACCAAUGGUACACUCAUGUGUUCUGAUAGAUUUAAGACGACAAGAAUCAGAUUAUCUCACCUACAGACCAGACAAUUUAAAAGACUUCGAAGGUCCAACGGAUGAUAUCAUAACUUUCGCCAUUGGCGCCAAUUCAAGCAACAUUAGUUUACACAUUUGUAACGAGCAAAACUUCGGCUUCAUCACUGUGCCCUUAGAACAAGACGACCCCUUGUCCAGUGACUACGAAAACUUAAAAAACAUUAAAGUCGAAGUCCUGUCCGAGGAGGAACCCCUUCCUCUGCACGACCUUUUGAAACCAUACACCAGCUUGCCGGACAAAGACAAGCUGGAUUUCGACGAAAUAUUUAUGAUCAAUCUCAAGAGGCGACCCGAAAGGAGGAGGAGGAUGCUGAACGUCUUCGACGAAUUAGGUAUUAAUGCCACCAUUCUGGAUGCCGUCGAUGGCAAAUCAUUAGACGAUGACGAGCUUCAGAAAAUUACGUUCCUGCCCAAUUAUGCAGAUCCGUAUCACAAGAGACCGAUGACAAAGGGCGAAAUAGGCUGCUUCCUGAGCCACUUCCACAUUUGGAAAGAGAUCAUCGACAAAGGUUACGAAACAACGCUCGUGCUGGAGGACGACAUCCGUUUCGAGCCGUUCUUUCGGGCCCGCGUGAAAAGUGUAAUGGAGGAACUGGCGAAAAUUCCUGACUGGGACCUGGUAUACUUCGGCCGAAAGCGCCUGCAAGAAGCCGACGAGCCUUGGGUGGAGGGCAGUAAUUUACUGGUUCACGCCGGCUACUCCUAUUGGACCCUGGGGUACGUGCUCAGCCAGAAAGGGGCCCAGAAGCUGCUAAACGCCGAUCCAUUAUCACGACUGGUGCCUGUUGACGAAUACUUACCGAUACUGUUCGAUAAACACCCGCAGGACGCCUGGAAGGUUCACUUUCCACGCCGUGAUCUGGUCGCUUUUUCGGCGGCGCCUCUCCUGCUUUAUCCCACGCAUUACACGGGCGACGAGGGAUACAUUAGCGAUACCGAGGACUCGGUUAUCGUCAACGAGGUCAAAUCCACACCCAGAGAUGAUCUUUAACAUCGAUGGACUUACGGAUGUUUUAUGAAUAAGCCAGAAACUAAACCGGAUUAAAGACAAUCAUUUAUUUGUAAUCUAAUAAAAUAGUACAAAAUGUACUUACUGUAUUAUCUUCUAUUUAGUAUUUUGCAUGACAAUUUAUUAACGUAAGAUCAUCAAGUUCCUUAGAAGUGUGUGUAAAUUAAUUAAUUGAUUGUUAAAACUAAAUCAUAAUAGUGUAGUGUACAAUUUAGAAUGUGAUUUUAAUGUGGCCAUUUAUUUGCUUUAAGAAGUGCCUUAUUUAAACCAUAAUUAUAUUUUUACUAGAGUAUUUAUAUAAAUAAAAAA
Aethina tumida (small hive beetle) is the source of this 2308-nucleotide messenger RNA. Its product is annotated as glycosyltransferase 25 family member. Gene Ontology annotation, molecular function: procollagen galactosyltransferase activity. Lineage: Eukaryota; Metazoa; Arthropoda; Insecta; Coleoptera; Nitidulidae. Bases 305 to 1981 code for a protein of 558 amino acids. The transcript has 8 exons. The record is from RefSeq and is a predicted model, not a curated record.